This is a messenger RNA of Drosophila sechellia, 1325 nucleotides long. RefSeq lists its product as uncharacterized. The record is from RefSeq and is a predicted model, not a curated record. NCBI's taxonomy places the organism in Eukaryota, Metazoa, Arthropoda, Insecta, Diptera, Drosophilidae. Gene Ontology annotation, molecular function: protein binding.
ACACAGAAAAUGAGCACAUCAAUAAGAUCCAGCCGAGGAAUCAAGCAGUCGGGCCUUUUCUCAGAUGUAUGCAUUCGCAUAGAUUGUAUUAGCUUCCGGUGCCACAAAAUCAUCUUAGCCUGUGCCUCUGAGUUUUUUGAGAGAUUAUUUCAAGAAGAUUCGGACGAAUUUUUGUUAAAUGGAACAACUCCAGAGAUUUUUCAGAUAUUUCUCUUUCUUCUUGCUUCUAACGAUGACCAAUUCGGCAAUCUAGAACCGGAUGUAUUGAUGUGUCUUCUGAAGUGCGCAAAUAUGUGGCUCGCUGUGGAAAUAGAAGAAAGAUGCAUCGACAUUCUAUUAGAUCUAUACCCUGACAUGGAUCCGGAUGCCCUUAUUGAACUUUUUGCAGUGUCGCAUUGUGUGGAUCAAAAACUAUUAAUGGAACAGUCUAUUGGAGUCCUGCAACAUAAAUGGAGAAACGAAAUGGACUGUCCAUCAACUGUCAGAAUGGAGAUCGACUGCUUUGAAGAAUAUUGUAAAAACACCUCGGAAAUGUUUUCUGCGCGUAGACGCUUUGUGAUGGUGGAAAACUGGAUAAAAGGGAAUGAAUUCAAUAAUAGACCUUGCUCUCAAAAAGAUAAAAUUAACAAAAUUAUUAAGAGCAUUAACUUUUUGAAAAUGUCAUUGGAGGACUUUUAUAAUGGUCCAGGAAAGUCUAACGUGUUGCCCGAAUCAGACAAGUUCUAAAUAAUGUAUAAACUUGCCCGUUCAAAUAAUGAAUGGACUGUUAUAUUGGACGAAAGGGAUCGAGAUAGGUAUCGCUACCUAAUUGUUUUGGUGAUGAAGAAGUCGACUAAAUUUGUGAUUUAUUUAAAGUUGAUAUAAUUAACAUUUUUUUAUUUGUAUUUUAUUUGUUUUUUAAUUAAUCCGUCAGAGUUCCUUUUAAAUUUUUAGAAAGCCAAAAAUGGGAAUUCCAUUGGUAAUACCUUUUUUUCCUUAUCUUUAUUUUAUGUUUUUUCUACAUAUUUAUGCCUUUACAACUGUACGUCCUCUUGAUUGACAGUCAAUACAACAAUGGAAACAACUUAUUUUUAGAUUUAAUGGGAUAUUUUAAGUCAUUUCCAGCAGUUAAAAUUGUACUGAAAUCAGACACGUUUUGGAAAUAUACCACGUUUAAUAUAUCCCCUUCAAUUAUUAUGAAAUAUUUAUUUCCACUCCCGAAUAUCGGCAAUUAAGCCCAUUUUAAUUAGUCUUCUCUCCUCCGCGCCAACUCCCCUUUUCUGCUUAUCAAAAAAUAUGCAUUUAAUAUGUUCGCAUUGCAAAUUAUAAUAUGCAAAUUGAUGUUG